Molecule: messenger RNA, 3519 nt
Organism: Danaus chrysippus (African queen)
Lineage: Eukaryota; Metazoa; Arthropoda; Insecta; Lepidoptera; Nymphalidae
Source: the annotation of a GenBank genome assembly
AUGGCCUGGCGUUUUAAAGCCUCUAAGUAUAAAAAUGCGGCACCUAUUGUGCCGAAGCCCGAGGCCUGCAUACGUGACAUUUGCGUCGGUUCAUAUCAGACUUAUGGGAAUAAUAUAUGUGCAUCCGCUGCCUUCAUGGCAUUCAAUUGGGAGCAUGUCGGUUCAAGUUUAGCUGUUCUACCUCUCGAUGAUUGUGGUAGGAAGAGUAAAACGAUGCCACUGCUUCAUGCGCAUUCCGAUACAGUGACGGACAUGGACUUCUCUCCAUUUCAUGAUGGUUUGCUUUUAACCGGCUCCCAGGAUUCAUUGGUAAAAGUGUGGCAUAUCCCGCAAGAGGGAUUAAAGGAGUCUCUAACAACUCCCGAGUGCACAUUGUCACAAAAACAAAGGCGUGUUGAAAAUGUUGGCUUCCAUCCAGUCGCAGAUGGACUUAUUCAUGUUGCUUCUGGACAUGAGCUUGCUCUAUGGGACCUUACAAAGCAGAAGGAAGCUUUUGUUAACAAGGACCAUACAGAGGUGAUCCAAUCAACGUCUUGGAAGAAGGAUGGGAAGUUAGUAGGGACUUCGUGCAAGGAUAAGAAAGUGCGUAUUUUGGAUCCUCGUACAUCAAGCCCUGUUUUGGGUGUGACGAACAGUCAUCAGAACAUUAAAGACAGCCGACUCGUCUGGCUUGGUGAUAGUGACAGAAUCUUAACAACAGGUUUCGAUUCGGCUCGUCUUCGUCAAAUAAUGAUAAGGGAUGUACGUAAUUUAUCUCAGACACAGAAGACUUUGGAACUAGAUUGUUCUACGGGAGUAUUGAUGCCUUUAUAUGACCCUGAUACAAAUAUGCUCUUCUUAGCUGGGAAGGGAGAUACUACCAUAUUAUAUAUGGAAUUAUCUGAUAGAGAACCAUAUCUCAUUGAAGGAUUGAGGCAUUCAGGUGAGCAGACCAGAGGCGCUUGUCUUGUACCGAAGCGAGCCUUGCGUGUCAUGGAAGGUGAAGUUAACCGAGUGUUGCAGCUCGCGGGCUCAGCUGUGAUACCCGUCAUGUACCAAGUACCGAGAAAGAGUUACCGUGACUACCACGCUGAUCUGUAUCCUGACACAGCGGGUUGUGUCACAUACCUGAGUGCUCCGAUGUGGCUACAAGGAACCGACCACCCAGUACCUAACAUCUCUCUCAGACCCGACCACGAUAACUGCAGUCAGAUACACCGCGGCAAUCUCGAAGAAUUGGUGAAAGUGAUCCUAUCUAUGCCAGCGCCGAAGAAUGGCGAGGCUAAACCAGUAGUGCAAAACAAAGAGAACGAUGAAUCUGUGAAAGUCAUACACACGCCGGAACAAAGAGACGAAGAUCGAAUAGACUUCGUUAAUGUCAAAGAUAUGAUAAAAGGUAUGGAGAAGAAGGAAAACGGCUAUCUGAAGAAGAAUGACGCCGAAUACGACGAAUUGAAGAAUAAUGAACGGUCGCUGGAGAAGAAUGAAAGCUCGGAUUCGUCGGAAUCGCUGUCUCGAAGCAAUAGUUUGAUCAACGGCGUCCCGCCACAAGUGCCCAAGCCGCUGCCGAGGUCGUCUAUAUCUGAAGGCAGCUCCACCGACGAACAGGAAGCGCCUAAACCGAAACCGAGAACUUCAACCAUACCCGGUGCAGGAUAUAAGCCACGCCUCGGUCCGAAGCCGUUCUCAGCGUCAACUGGUAACGAGGAGUUUUCCUUUGACAAGGUUUUCUCUGUUCCUUUAGUACCCGGGGUAUCUAAAUCCGACUCAGGUGCAUCGCCAAGUACACCAGUGGCGCCUGUACCGUCGGUCAAGGAUGAUGAGAAAGAGAAAUCACUUUCCCCUACUAGUGAUGCCGAACUAACGAAAGAAGAAUAUACUAAUGGUAAAUCGGACACGAGUGUCGAAGAGGAGGUCAGCUAUAGACCCAAAACGCCGAGCACCGCCGAGAGACGGAAGAUGUUUGAGAAUACUGACAGGUCGAUGUCUGUCCCGGCGCCGGCAUCGCCAGCUCCUCUGAGACGCCGUGAUUCUGUUAAAUCCCGAAAGAGUCCGGAGAGAGAAGAAAAACGAUCAUCCGUUCCCAACGUGACCACUAAAAGAACGUCUACUGUAUUUGGUAAAGUGUCAAAAUUCCGUCAUCUCAAAGGAACUCCAGCACACAAGUCGACACACGUGGAGAAUAUUAAGAACAUAAGUCGACAGAUAUCUGGAGAGUGCAACGGAUUCUAUGCAAACGGCGUCCGCUGCGCCGUUCCUUUAUCGGGUGGCAGCGGUCGUUUGGGUGUAGUGGAGCUCCCUUGUGGUGCAACUCGCCUGAGUGUAGGACUGUGCGGCCAGUCUGCGCAGACCCCCGCGGCCGGAGGUCCACCAGCCUUACUCCACGCCGCGCCGCUGCAAGACUGGGCCUUCGACCCAUUCAACGACCGCCGGCUUCUGGUGGCCUGCGACGACGGAAUGGUCCGGGAGUGGAUUCUCCCCGAAGGAGGUCUGCAAGAAUCUACGAACGAACCUAAUCGUACGUUCUCCGCUCAUCCCGAUAAGAUAUACAUUAUCAGAUUUCAUCCGACCGCUUCUGACGUGCUAACAACGGCUGCUCACGACCAAACUAUCAAGAUAUGGGAUUUAAGCCAGAAUGUACCGACAGCGGAGAUCACAUUAACUGGUCAUACGGAUCAAAUAUUCGCAUUGGACUGGUCGCCGUGCGGGGAAUAUCUCGCUACACUCUGCAAGGACGGCUUUAUACGGAUCUACUCUCCUCGCACUAAGACCAGUCCUCUUCGUUCCGGGCCCGGGCCGAGUUCGCGCGGCGGUCGGCUAGUGUGGGCGCUGGGAGCCACUCACAUUGUAGUCACAGGCUUUGACAAAGUAUCGGAGCGUCAAAUAAUGCUAUACAAGGCGAGCGACCUGUCUUCGCCCGUGUGUACUGUGGGCUUGGACGUAUCGCCGGCCAUACUACAAACAUACAUCGACCACGAUUCUAAUACACUGUUUCUGACGGGACGAGGUGAUUCUACUAUAUAUUGUUACGAGGUGACGUGUGAGUCUCCGUACAUUUGCGCUCUCUCACAUCACCGGGCGGCCUCACUUCACCAAGGCAUCUGUUUCCUUCCUAAGAAUUUAGUCGCUGUGGAAAAGGUGGAAUUCGCACGAGCACUGCGACUGACUAAUGGAACGAUUGAGCCUUUGUCAUUCACUGUACCCAGAAUAAAGAGCGAGCUAUUCCAAGACGACUUGUUCCCUCCCACGCUGGUGACGUGGCAGCCCUGGCAGACCUGCCGCGACUGGUUCGCUAACAAGCAUGUGGCAGCCCUGACAGCCAGCCUGCAGCCGCCCGGCAUGGAACCAUUGUCAGCUUACUCGGCGUCCGCUAAGGAGAAGCCGAAACCUAAACCCGACCUUAUAAAAUCUCACGUGCCCAUGGACCCUAAAGACAAGCAGGAUAGUAUAAUGAAGUCUAUGAGCGCUAAGGUGACCAUGAAUUUGAAAUUGGAGCAAGACAGUAUGGAAGGUGUGGAUGAGUCCGAAUGGGAUCAUUGA